GCACCACGGCCGCCAUCGCCAACUUUUUGGCUCCUCGCCCUCCGGCCCACCACCUCACCACCAGCACACUACCUCGCCCGCCGCCCGCCAUGGCUCCGGCCGUCCCCAGACUGCGCAUCCUGUCAGUUGGCGGAAACGCCGUUUCUGCAUUCCUCUCGUGGCGGUUACAAGCGACCAACGCCUGCGACGUCACCCUAGUGUGGAAGUCCGGAUACGAGAGUGUCGCGCAGUACGGCAUCUCGUUCAAGUCCGCCCUCUACGGCAACGAGCGCUUCAAGCCUCAUUCUGUCGUCCGCACCCCCGAAGAUGCCGCCCAUUCUUCCAAACAGCCCUUUGACUAUGUUCUCCUCUGCGUAAAAGCCCUUCCUGACGUAUACGAUAUCGCCAACAUCAUCGAGUCGGUCGUCUCUCCCCAGCAUACCUGCAUCCUUAUGAACACCACACAUAGCCUGGGCGUCGAAUCAUACCUGGAGCAGCGCUUCCCUACAAACGUCGUCCUGUCAUUGGUAUCUGGGGCGGAAAUUACACAGCUCGGUGCGAGCGAGUUCGAGCACAAGGGAGCAACCGACAUCUGGGUCGGCCCCGCCAGCAAGAACGCUGCCAUCCCAGCGCAGAUUCAGUCCGAUAUGGCUGAAGCGCUGGCCAUGACAUUGAGCUCUGGGCAGGUUGACUGCAACGUUGCACCCAACAUAAGACAACAGCAAUUUGAGCGUAUGAUAGGUCCAAUUGCAUUUCACCCAGCCAGUGUCCUCUUUGAGACGGCAAACCAUGCCGAGCUCAUUGAGAAGGUUGGCGUCCGUCCUCUUAUCAACGGCGUGCUCGACGAGCUCCUAGCACUUGCCAAUGCUCAGGGCUGCACAUUCCCUGCUGAUUUCAAAGAAACCACACUGCGUCAGAUGACACAGCCGCAAGAAACCAACAGCACAAUGUGGAUGGACUUCGAGGCCAAACGUCCUAUGGAAAUUGAGACAUAUCUCGGAUCCCCUCUUAAGCUCGCUCUCGAGGUCAAUCUCGCCAUCCCUCGAAUUGAAACACUCUACGCUACCCUUCACCAUAUCAACAUUGUCAACCGAAACCGACCGGCUGCUGGCCCUGUUUCUAUGCCUGCUCAAAACAUGCAACACCCACCGCCUCCCCCCAGACUCUCAUCAGCCCCCUUGCCACGAGGCCCGCCUGGUCCGAACGGACAAAUGAUGAAUGGAAACGGUCCCAUGAAAGGUGGGCCUCGUGCUGGAAGCCGUGCACCUUCGAUCAACGGUGCUCCUCCCAUGAUGCGUCGCGGCCCACCACCAGGUAUGAACGGCUACAAUCCACGCAUGAACGGCGGUCCCAAUGGCCAACGCCGGCCUUCGCUCGAGGCCAGCGACUUGGAGGAAUUCUCGCAUCUGAUGCUGUACGAUGACAUGGUCGAAGGUGGACCUCCAGGUGCCCCCAAUGGCCAAUACGAGAACGGAGCCGGUUCCUCGAACAACUUGUCGCUUCGCGAGAGGGAGUUGAUGAUCAGGCAGCGCGAGAUCCAGCUCAGGGAACAGGAAAUGAACAUGCGCCGCGGUCCUCCCCCUGGCCAAAACCGACGACCUCCCCCACCACAGUCGAUCAACGGGUUCGACGAUGAUGACGACGACGACGACGACUUUUUUGAUCCGAUGGGAGGCCGCCCAGCUGGCCCGAUGAUCGAUCCUGAUAACUUCGACAUGAUGAGUGUCACCUCGCGACGCAACCGCAAGGUCCCGAGCGCAGGUCAGAUUCGCAGCAACCCGGAGGGCAUGAACUACAUACCUGGCCCUCAGGGUCGCUCCAGGAAUCCCUUCUCACGGCCUGCGGCUAAGAACCGGACCAGCGCGCAGAUGAUCAACUCUCUUCCGGGUCUUCAUCAGAAUCUGAUGAACGACCCUCUACUGGGCUACUCGUCCAAUCGAUACGCGGAUGUAGAUCGUGGCGCUAUGGGCGCUCAGUCGAGAACGAAUUCACUAACUGCAUCACGUCUAGACGAAAUGCAAGGAGGUGGUAACUACGGUGGCUAUCCUCCAAUGAGCCGCCGAACAAGCCAGUCACCUGGCAAUCCUCUCAGCCCCGGUCCUCGACCGAUGGGCCGACCCUCUCCUCCUAACGGCUACGUACCUAAUGGUAUGCCGCCAAACGGUAUGCCGCCGAAUGGCAUGCCACGUAAUGGACCUAAUGGUCCUCCACCCGGCAUGAGACAGCCCGGCCCCCUUCCGCCACAACAAUUGGAACAACACGCUGGGGUGAGCACUCUUUACCCGCCCAAGUCUCGUCCAAAUGUUCGCAGUCUGACUGGAUCCGCUAGCGCUAGCGCGGGUAGUAAUUCCACUGAAGAAAACUCGGCGCACAGCAGCCAGAGCAGCCUCGGACCCCGCCCCCCAGUCGGCGUCCGAUAGAAAGGGAGAUCUCAUCGGUUCACAUUUGCGGCAAUCGGAUUGGAGUAUGUUCGGACUUUGCAUGGACAGCGUUUGCGGCGACACUUUGACGAAACUAUCUAUUGUAUUUGGAAGCGGCUGGCUUUUCCAACCUCGGACUACUUCCACGGGCGCACUCCGAUGCCAAGUAUCAAUUGGUCUUCGAUUCUCACUCGACUUCUCUUCUCGAACAGGCAUACACAGCAUACCUCCCUGGUCACAGCGCCUCGAGGUUGGAAGACUU
Boeremia exigua is the source of this 2661-nucleotide messenger RNA. RefSeq names its product ketopantoate reductase PanE/ApbA-domain-containing protein. Gene Ontology annotation, molecular function: oxidoreductase activity. Gene Ontology annotation, cellular component: cytoplasm. The coding region runs from base 90 to 2399 and encodes 769 amino acids. The transcript is spliced from 5 exons. The record is from RefSeq and is a predicted model, not a curated record. Lineage: Eukaryota; Fungi; Ascomycota; Dothideomycetes; Pleosporales; Didymellaceae.